This is a messenger RNA of Vanrija pseudolonga, 6675 nucleotides long. RefSeq names its product putative beta-glucosidase C. Gene Ontology annotation, biological process: carbohydrate metabolic process. Gene Ontology annotation, molecular function: hydrolase activity, hydrolyzing O-glycosyl compounds. The transcript has 18 exons. The record is from RefSeq and is a predicted model, not a curated record. The coding region runs from base 1 to 6675 and encodes 2224 amino acids. NCBI's taxonomy places the organism in Eukaryota, Fungi, Basidiomycota, Tremellomycetes, Trichosporonales, Trichosporonaceae.
AUGGCCGACAACUCUAGCAAGACUGAGCUCGCGCAGCCGUUUGAGAAGCGGGUAUGGUACCGCUCGCCCAUCACCGCGGCGGUCAUCAUCGGCCUGUGCAACUUUGCUGCUCCCGGACUGUGGGACGCGAUGAACUCGCUCGGCGCAGGUGGUCAGCAGACACCGUGGCUCGUCAACUCGGCCAACGCGCUCACCUUUGCGCUGAUGGUCCUCACGUCGUUCCUCGGCUCGGCGAUAACUGACCUCGUCGGUGUCAACUGGGCCCUCUUCCUCGGCGGCGUCGGCUACGUACCCUACCUCGCCGGGCUGUAUUGCAACUCUGUCUUCGGAACGAAGUGGGUCAUCCUCUUCGGCGCGACCACCUGCGGCCUCUCUGCGGGCCUGUUCUGGGCCAUCGAGGCCUCUAUUGCAUUCAGCUACCCCGAACCCGAGCGCAUGGGUCUCUUUCUCGGUAUCUGGAUGAGCUUCCGUGUGCUCGGCCAGAUUGUCGGUGGCGCCAUCAACCUCGGCAUGAACGUCAACAGGGACACCGAGGGCUCCAUCAACCCCAAGGUCUACCUCGUCUUCGUCGGUCUCCAGGCAGCCGGACCCUUCCUUUCCUUCCUCAUGCCAAAGCCCCACUGGGUGCAGCGCCGCGAUGGCCAGCCCGUGCGCCUGUACACCAACAUCCCGAUCCUGCACGAGCUGCGCGAGACGACGCGCGUGCUCUUCUCGAAGAACUUCCUCCUCCUCAUCCCGCUCAUCAUCGCCGGUAUCUUCCCCGAGUCUUUCAUCUUCACCUACAUGGCCUCGCACUUCACUGUGCGUGUCCGUGCGCUCGGCUCGUUCAUCGGCGCUAUUGCAUGCGUCAUUGUCGCCAACAUUGUCGGAACGUACCUCGACAUCCGCCGCAUAUCCGACAAGACAAAGGCGCGCGUCACGUUCGGUGCACUCAUGGCGCUCAUGGGAGGCUGGUGGAUCUGGACCAUUGUCCUCGAGAACAACUUCCCCAACGGCGGUGAGGCGAUCGACUGGAAGUCCAAGUACUUUGGCCGCACGUUCGCCCUCUACAUCCUCCUCAUGUCAACGUACCAGUGCUUCUACCUCUACGUGUACUUUGUCUCCAGACAGAUGGCCAAGACGCACGCCGACGCCGUCCGCAUCGCUGGUCUCGUUCGCAUGGUCCAGAGCGCCGCCCAGGCUGUCUCUUAUGGCACCAACUCUAUCGAGAGCUUUGCUCUGCUUGGAUCAGCCACCCUCAACUUUGGGCUCUGGGGCCUCGCCAUUCCCUUCACCGUCAUUCUCAUCCGCAAGGUCGGCGUCACCCUCAAUGGUCCUCCUGCCGAUCGUGGCGAUGAUGAGGAUGACCACGUGUCUAGCGCUCCAACUCUUGCGCGCAGCGACAGCAAGGAGCAGCGAUGGGACGGUUCAAAUUCCGACUUAGACACGCUUAUCGUUAUCAUAUCUGAUCUCCUUGGCCUCGGUGUCUGGCGACGACGGCACCUGCUUCAAGUCGCGCUCGUCAUGGAGGUGGUUCUGGGUGUGAAGUUCGGCCUUGUCGCCGUCAAAGAUGACUGCAAUCUCCUCGAGCAUGCGGCCCUUGGUUUCGGGGAAGGCGAAGUAGAUGACGACAAUGGCGAAGAUCAAGACGGCGAGGAAGACAAAGUACCCCCGCGCCACCGAACUCUCCGUCCAAGGAAAGCGAUAUCUGACGAUCUCAACGCCCCGUGCGCGCGAUGCACCCGGCUCGGGCUGGCGUGCGAGUACAACCAUCUCCGGCGAGGACCGCCGAAGGGGUUCAAGCGCAAGCGGAGGCUCCAGGGGAGCGAUGAUCCGUCCCCGGUGGAGUCGAUAUCGCCUGGCACGGCUACACCAGCAGGCCCAGGGGCAGCCUCAGGCCACCAUGCUACGGAUGAGGCAGUGCUGCCGACACCAUCCUCCGACGCGCUAUGGCUCGCGUUGUCGUCCGUGGCCCAGUCGACGGGGGCGAGCGGACCGUCAGCGAUCCACCCACCAGGAGUGUCAGCUGCGCGCAUGAGGGCCGACAGGCUAGACGAGCUGGCGCCGCUGCUCCGGUCGACACCAGCAGCUGGCAAGUCGCCCCAAGGGGUCUUUCCGCUCGUGAGGCCGUUCUACCCCGAUCUAGAAUCCCGACCUGCAAAGAUGAAGAAGACGCUCGAGACAUACCUGGAGCCCCGGAUCGGCGACGAAGACAGUCGUUUCCCUUCUAUCGAGCCCGAGGAACGAACGCAUGCAACCUUGGAGGCUGGAGACGGUACACCUGGAACUGUGCUCGACCUCUUGGUGUCGCAGUCCCACCGCACGCCGACGCUUCCCAUCCCUGAUCCCGUUAGCGUCGGGCUACUAUCCGAGCCCGAAGCCCAGUGGCUCUUCAAGCGGUUCGCAGAGCACGUCUCCCCGUCGUCCCACAUCUUCGACCACGCGUACCACACCUACGAGCGAGUCCGGCGCUCGCCAGUGCUGUUCACGGCGGUGAUGUACGCCGCGGCGCGCUUUUUCCGCCCCCACCUGGCGGACUGGUGCCUCGACAUGGCGGAGACGGGCAUCGCGCGGGCAAUGAGGAAUGCCGACGUGGAUUUACCGCUUGUCCAAGCGCUGCUGACGCUCGUGUACUGGAAGCGACCCAAGGAUCCGACUGCGUACUAUAAGCUCGGGCUGGCGACGCGGUGCAUUUGCCAGCUGGGUGUCAAGUGGCAGAUCGACGAGUGGGACCCGUCGACUGUGGCUGAUGACGAGGAGAGGGAACGGGCGAAAGUCGACGCGGAGAGGGUGGCUUACACUGCAUUCGGCAUGGACAACUCGUACGGCGUCAUGUUCCGUCUCCCGUCCAUGGGCUGGCCUAUCCCACCAGCGCGCAAGCUGCGGGUCUGGGCGGAGAAUCACGCCCAUCUCGGCGUCACGGGCGACUUCUUCAAGGUGUUCUUGACCGAAUGCUGGGAAAUGCACCAGGAAAUCGGCGAAUAUUCGCGCCCCCCAUCGACCGACAACGAGUCCGUGGACGAGCUGACCGUCUGCUCCCUGGCAAUGGAGCACGUCACUGUCCUCUCGGAACGGUGGCUCAAUGACCCGCAGCCGACGGGGGUUCUGCGCCUUAUCAUGGUGCUCAUACUCAAGAUGAUGCUGAUGAAGCGGCAUGUCGUGAGUCUGCUGCACGGCCUGUCGACCAUCUCGGCCGUGCUCGAUUUGUUCAAGGAGUGCGCGGAUGUCGUCGUUCAGCUGGUAUCGAGCGGCGAGGUCAUUUUCCUGUCCGACAUGUCGACAGUGUCGCUCUCCGUGCCGGUGUUACUGGCCUUUCAUGAAGACGUGUCGCGAACAAUCUCGAUCCUGCGCACGACGUCCGAGGCCGUCGAUCGCCUCACCCCACUCACAGGGGACGACCACCCUCUGUGCUACGUCCAACGGUGUCACCACCGUGUACUGAGCGCGCUUGAGCGCUUCCAGCCGAACCAAACACCCCAGGCCAACGACUACCAGGACGUGCAACUCCUGGGCGAUAAUUGGACGCACGCCCCUGCUCCUGAUCUUAGUAACGACAGCGCCUUUCUGAAUGACCCGUUCUGGCUGUAUCCCACCCAUCGCGUCGAGGACCUGGUCUCGCGCCUCACGCUCGAAGAGAAGGCCGGGCUCAUGUUCCACAUGAUGAUCAUCCCGUCUGACGACCUCGACGACGUGAGCCCCACCUGGGGGUUCCCCUCCACGGCCAGCCUUCUCAACCUCGGUCUGUCGCACUUCAACAUCAUGGGCGGCUUCGACACGGCAAAGGAGUUUGCAGAGUACACCAACAAGAUCCAAACGGCGGCGCGGAACACGCGCCUCGGGAUCCCCGUCACCCUCUCCACGGACCCGCGGCACGCGUUCACCGACAACCCGCAGCUGUCGCUCAAGUCGGGCCCAUUCUCCCAGUGGCCUGAGAGCAUCGGCCUCGCGGCCAUCGGCGACGCGGAGCGGAUGGAGGCGUACGCCGACAUCGUGCGGCAGGAGUACAUUGCUGUGGGGAUGCGCAUGGGGUUGCACCCGCAGGCGGAUCUGGCCACCGAGCCCAGGUGGUCGCGCAUCCCCGGCUCCCUGGGCGAGGACAACAACCUUGCGUCCGAGCUCGUCACGGCGCAUAUCCGCGGUCUGCAGCAGGCCAAGUUUGGCCCGACUUCCGUCGCGGCCUGCGUGAAGCACUUCCCCGGAGGUGGGCCACUGAAGAACGGCUUCGACAGCCACUUCAAGUGGGGCAAGGACCAGAUCUACCCCGGCGACCAGUGGGACUACCACCUCAAGCCGUUCCGCGCCGCCGUGGCCGAGGGUACGCGGUACAUGAUGCCCGCGUACGGACGGCCAGUGGGCACGCGGUAUCCCGAGGUCGGGAUGGCGUUCAACAAGCCCGUCGUGACCGGCUGCCUGAGAGAAGAGCUGGGGUACAAGGGCGUGGUUGUCUCGGACUGGGGCAUCCUUAUCGACUACGGCACCGAGGAGAAGCUGGGCGACCUGGCCCCCGCGCGCGCAUGGGGGGUCGAGCACCUCUCCCCGCUUGAGCGUGUCGUCGUGGCCCUCGACGCUGGGAUCGACCAGUUUGGCGGGCAUGGCGAGCCGCACUUCAUCGUCGAGGCGGUCAAGAGUGGCCGAGUGCCAGAGUCGCGGAUCGACGAGAGCGCCCGCCGUAUCCUUCGCGACAAGUUCGAGCUUGGAUUGUUCGAGUCGCCGUUCGUCGAUGUCGAUGCCGCUGGCGCCGUCGUGGGCAGGAAAGAAUUUGUCGCUGCCGGCCUUGUGGCGCAGAAGGACGCCGUGACGCUACUCAAGAACGCGGAACACAACGGCAAGCCACUCCUUCCCCUCUCCCCCAACGCCAAGGUGCACCUCGUGGGCUUCAAGCAGAGCGCAGCCGACCUCGGCGUCACCGGUGCGGACAUCGACUGGGCCGACGUCGCCGUCGUCCGCCUCCAGACGCCGUGGGAGGCGAAGGGCAACGGCGCGUUCUGCACCAUGUUCCACCACGGCAAGCUGGACUUUGACCAAGCGACGCUGGACCAGGUCGCCGACCUGGCCAAGAAGGUGCCGGUCGUGCUGGAGAUUUUCGCCGACCGACCUCCGAUCCUCGGCUCGCUCGACGACGAUGCCAGCGCCAUCAUGCUGUCGUAUGGGCUGUCAGAACCCGCCCUCGUUGACGUGCUGUAUGGCCACUCGCCCAAGGGCAAGCUGCCGUUCGACCUCCCGCGGUCGAUGCAGGCGCUCGAGGCGGCCGGUGCCAUCAAGCAUGUCUGGUACCGCUCACCGAUUUACGCCGCCUUCAUCAUUGGCAUCUGCAACUUCUGUGCCCCAGGAUUGUGGACCGCGAUGAACGCCAUCGGUGGCGGAGGCCAAGCGACUCCUUUCCUUGUCAACGCGGCAAACGCGUUGACAUUCACCCUGAUGGUUGGCACUGCUUUCCUCGGCUCAACAGUUUUGAACGUCGUCGGCGUCAACUGGGCACUGUUUCUGGGCGCGGCAGGGUACGCGCCGUACGUGGCGGGCCUGUACACCAACACCGUGUACGGUACCAAGUGGCUGAUGCUUUUCGGCGCCACGACGUGCGGGAUCUCGGCCGGUCUUUUCUGGGCGAUCGAGGCAUCUGUCGCGUUCGCAUACCCUGAGCCCGAGCGACUCGGAAGGUUCCUUGGCAUCUGGACGUCGUUCUCUGUCGGAGGAAAGCUCGUCGGCGGCGCAAUCAACCUCGGCAUGAAUGCCAACCGUGGCACGGCAGGCUCCAUCAACCCCAAGGUAUUCCUCGUGUUCGUUGCCCUCCAGGCCGCUGGACCAUUCACGGCGUUCCUCCUUCCCCGCCCCGACAAGGUGCAGCGCCGUGACGGCAAGGCGGUCAAAAUCUACAGCGAUCACAAAGCUUGGGAUGAGAUUAAGGCAACCUGGCGUGUUCUGUUGUCCAGGGAGGUCCUCCUGCUUGUCCCGUUCAUUGUGCAAGGACUCUUUCCCCAGUCGUGGGUCAACACGUACAUGGGCUCGCAUUUUACUGUCCGUGUCCGUUCCCUUGGAGCGUUUGUCGCCGCGGUGGCGUGCGUGAUCAUCAGCAAUGUUGUCGGAAAAUACCUCGACCUCAGCAAAGUUUCCCUCAAAGCUCGUGCCCGAUACACAUUCAUCUGGUUCACCGUCACUCGUGGAGCCUGGUGGAUCUGGGCUCUCGUCCUCGAGUCCAACUUCCCCACUGACAAGGCAAUCGACUGGACGUCGCCACUGUUCGGCAAAACAUUUGCCCUCUACGUCCUGUUCAGCGCCAACCUGCAAGGGCUUUUCAUGUACACGUACUUUGUGUGCAAGAACGUGUGCAAGACCCAUGAGGACGAGGCACGCGUCGCUGGACUCCUCCGUGCCGUGCAGUCGGCCGCCAUGGCGGUUGCAUACGGCACCAGCUCGAUCAAGAGCUUUGCACAGCUUGGGUCUGCCGCGCUCAACUUUGCUCUCUGGGGCGUGGCGAUCGUGCCCACGUGGUUUGUCAUCCGCCGGAUUGGCAUCGACCUCAACGGCCCCGUGGCAAAGGAUAAUGAUGAGCAUGACGAAGGGCAGGUGGCGCAUUUGCCCCAGUCCGACAAUGAACAAACGGUCCACAGAACGCCGGGUACGGCUCACGGCCUCGUGAUCGCCACUACUGCUUCUGAUGGCGAGCUCGUCACCACGUCGCUCGAGGCCCCGAGUUGA